Babesia ovata is the source of this 276-nucleotide messenger RNA. Its product is annotated as mitotic-spindle organizing 1. Gene Ontology annotation, cellular component: interphase microtubule organizing center; gamma-tubulin ring complex; spindle. Bases 1 to 276 code for a protein of 91 amino acids. NCBI's taxonomy places the organism in Eukaryota, Apicomplexa, Aconoidasida, Piroplasmida, Babesiidae. The record is from RefSeq and is a predicted model, not a curated record. The transcript has a single exon. Gene Ontology annotation, biological process: microtubule nucleation by interphase microtubule organizing center; gamma-tubulin complex localization; mitotic spindle assembly.
AUGGUUCCGAGAACCGGGAAGCGUCAGGAAUCGUUUGCAACAGCGGAAUCCGAUGUGAGCCGCGACGAUGACGGCAUUAAGGAGGAAGGCAUGGAUAUCAUAUUCGAGAUCUCCAAAAUACUGAAUACCGGAUUGGAUAGAGAAACAGUGUCUAUUCUCGUCGGACUUUGCGAAAAGGGCGUGGAUCCGACGGUGCUGGCGUACGUCGUCAAGCAUCUCAAGGAAGCAAGAAAGGACUUCCUGUCGAGGGUGGUAGCACAAAAACCGUCCAUUUAA